This is a messenger RNA of Meloidogyne enterolobii, 704 nucleotides long. NCBI's taxonomy places the organism in Eukaryota, Metazoa, Nematoda, Chromadorea, Rhabditida, Meloidogynidae. The record is from the annotation of a GenBank genome assembly.
GAAUGACUUUCUUCCAUUUUUGUAAUUGUCUUAUACUUGCUUAUGCUCCAUAUUUUAUUGUUUAUAAAUAUUCAGCACUUUCUGAAUAUUCCAAUAUUUGGAAAUGUGGUCAAGCAGCUCUAGCUUAUUUACUUACUCAAUUCAUUAAAAUGCUUACUUUGGCUACAUUUUAUCCUGUUCUGGAUUCUGCGGAAUUUAAUCCAACUUAUGAAACAAUGAAAAGUGCAGUUGAUGUAAUGGAUAUAAUUGGUCUCCAUUUUACAAUGACCUACUCAGGAAAAGGACAAGUUAGAAUGCUUAGUGCAGGUCUUGGUUGGGCUGCUGCGCAUGCUGCUUUGAAUUAUUUUGUAUUUUUAUUGGUUGGAGCUAGAGCGGCUGGUUUUUCUUGGCGUUAUUUACAAACAGCUUUUGAAUCGAAUAUUUAUUUGGCUUUCUAUAUGUGUUUGGCAACACUUGUUUGGGUAUACAAUCGACAAAAUCAAACUUUGUUUUAUCGACGAUUGGCUUCAUUAUUGCUGCUUUAUUGUAUUGGACACUCGUUGAUAAUACAGCUCCUUUCAAUUAAAUUUACUUUAUAUUCCUGGCAUUUAUUAGCAACAAAGGCAGCGUUAACUUUUGUUCUUUUUGUUUUUACUUUAAUUGUUUAUUCAAAUGUUGGAAUAACAGAAAAAUCUUCGACAUCAACAAAUAGACAUUAUGAAUAA